Metarhizium brunneum ARSEF 3297 is the source of this 2025-nucleotide messenger RNA. RefSeq names its product Trehalase (gene treh). Gene Ontology annotation, molecular function: alpha,alpha-trehalase activity. The record is from RefSeq and is a predicted model, not a curated record. Gene Ontology annotation, biological process: trehalose catabolic process. Lineage: Eukaryota; Fungi; Ascomycota; Sordariomycetes; Hypocreales; Clavicipitaceae.
AUGACAAACCUCGGGCGUCUCGCCGCCGUCCUGGCAGCAACACCGGCCGUCACGGCAAUCUACAUCAACGGAUCCGUCACUGCUCCAUGCGACUCUCCCAUCUACUGCCAUGGCGAUCUCCUCAAGGAGAUUGAGCUCGCGCGGCCCUUUGCCGACUCCAAGACCUUUGUAGACAUGCCGGCUCUCAAACCUCUCGAGGAAAUCCAAAGCGCCUUCGCCAAGCUCCAACGGCCCAUCACCAACAACUCGGAGCUGCAUGACUUCCUCACAACCUACUUCGCCGACGCGGGCCACGAGCUGCAGGAGGUGCCCACGUCUGAGCUCAAGACCGACGCCCGGUUCCUCGCCUCCAUCAACGACACCGUCAUCAAGGAGUUCACCCAAAAGGUCAUCGACAUCUGGCCCAGCCUGACGCGCUCCUACAACGCCUCGGCGGCCAGCACGUGCGCCGACUGCCCCAACAGCUUCAUCCCCAUCAAGCGGCCCUUUGUCGUGGCCGGCGGCCGUUUCCGCGAGCCGUACUACUGGGACUCGUACUGGAUUCUCGAGGGCCUCCUGCGCACGCGCGGCUCCUUUACCGAGAUUGCCAAGAACACCAUCGAGAACUUCCUCGACUUUGUCGAGCAGUACGGCAUCGUGCCCAACGGCGCGCGCGUCUACUACCUGAACCGCUCGCAGCCGCCCAUGCUGUCGCAGAUGGUGAAGCUCUACAUGGACCACACCAACGACACCAGCAUCCUGAAGCGCGCGCUGCCCCUGCUCGUCAAGGAGUACGACUUCUGGAUGGCCAACCGCACCGUCGAGGUCGCGUCCGGCGGGCAGACGUACACGCUGAACCGGUACGCCGUGGAUAACACGGAGCCGCGGCCAGAGUCGUACCGCGAGGACUACGAGACGGCGCGCAACUCGUCCUACUACGCCGAGUCGGGCAUCAUCUACCCGGAGACGCACAAGCUCAACGCCUCCGAGUACGAGGACCUGUACGCCAACCUGGCGACGGGCGCCGAGAACGGCUGGGACUUUAGCUCGCGCUGGAUCGCGAACCCGCAGGACUCGGCGCGCCAGGUGUACUUUCCGCUGCGGACCAUGAACGCGAGGAACGUGGUGCCCGUGUGCCUCAACUCGAUCCUGUACGGCAACGAGCUCGCCAUCGCGGGCUUCUUCAACGCCAGCGGCAACGCCUCGGCCGCCGCCGCCUGGGAGCAGCGCGCCGCCGACCGCAGCGCCGCCAUGCACGCCGUCAUGUGGAACGACACCCUCUUCAGCUACUUCGACUUCAACCUCACCUCGUCCAGCCAGAACAUCUACGUCUUUGCCGACGACGACGCCGCCUCGGUCGACGCCGACACGCGCGGCGCGCCCCCCGGCCAACAGGUCCUCUUCCACGUCGGCCAGUUCUACCCCUUCUGGCAGGGCUCCGCGCCGGCGCACCUCCGGAGCAACCCCUAUGCCGUCAAGACCGUCUUCUCGCGCGUCGCGGCGUACCUGGCCAGCCGCAAGGGCGGCAUCCCCGCGACCAACCUCAAGGGCGGGCAGCAAUGGGACCAGCCCAACGUGUGGCCGCCCCUGAUGCACAUCCUCAUGAAGGGCCUGACCAACACGCCCGCCACCUUUGGCGCCGAGGACCCGGCCUACAGGGACGUCCACGGCCUGGCCGUCGCCCUGGCCCAGAGAUACCUCGACUCGACGUUUUGCACGUGGUACGCCACGGGGGGCAGCACCUCGGAGACGCCCAAGCUCGACGGGCUCGGGGACGACGACCACGGCGUCAUGUUUGAAAAGUACAGCGACGAGUCGACCAACGUGGCCGGCGGCGGCGGCGAGUACGAGGUCGUCGAGGGGUUCGGCUGGACCAACGGCGUGCUCAUCUGGGCCGUCGACGUCUUCCGCGGCGAGCUCAAGAGGCCCGAGUGCGGGGACCUGAGUGCCGCCCGGCACGACGGCGCCAAGGAGAAGAGGGCGAGGAGCGCGGUUGAGCUGCCUGCCGGGGAUGCCAGGAGGGUCAAGAGAUUUGGGAGGAAAUGA